Messenger RNA from Tarenaya hassleriana, 1157 nucleotides. RefSeq lists its product as uncharacterized. The transcript is spliced from 7 exons. Gene Ontology annotation, molecular function: methyltransferase activity. The record is from RefSeq and is a predicted model, not a curated record. Bases 176 to 961 code for a protein of 261 amino acids. Gene Ontology annotation, biological process: pectin metabolic process. Lineage: Eukaryota; Viridiplantae; Streptophyta; Magnoliopsida; Brassicales; Cleomaceae.
CGAUGCGUGACAAUAACACUGCGAAGUUAUCCUCUACUACAUUCAACUGAGUAGCUGGAGCUGUAAAAGGCGCAUUUCGUCGGAUCUCAGAUCUCAGAUCCAAUAUUCUGAUUGCGGAUACCCUCAUUAGUCUCGAUCCAAGGUUUUGUAGCUUGUACUUUGCCGGAUCUUAGUCAUGUCGAGACGGCCAGUAAGCUUGACGAGACGUGUAGGUGAUAGCGCAAGCUUUCCAUUUGCAGGAGCAUUGCACUCAAAGUCACGGUCAUCUCCACUGUUAUCUAUCUGCCUUGUUCUUGUGGGGGCAUGCCUUCUCAUAGGUUAUGCUUACAGUGGCCCAGGUAUCUUCAAAAGUGUCAAAGACAUCAGCAAGGUCGCAGGUGACUAUUCUUGCACGUCAGAAGUCCAAAGCGCCAUUCCUGUUCUUAAAAAGGCUUAUGGAGACAGCAUGCGCAAAGUUCUGCACAUAGGCCCAGAUUCAUGCUCGGUGGUUUCCAGUCUGUUGAAGGAAGAAGAGACAGAAGCAUGGGGUAUCGAACCAUAUGACAUGGAGGACGCUGAUUCUCACUGCAAAAAUCUUGUGAGCAGAGGAUUUGUACGUGUGGCUGACAUCAAAUUCCCUCUGCCUUACAAAUCAAAGUCAUUCUCUCUUGUGGUUGUUUCGGAUGCUAUUGAUUACCUCUCUCCUAAAUACCUUAACAAGACUGUCCCUGAAUUGGCGAGGGUGGCUUCUGAUGGCCUCGUUCUCUUUGCAGGUUAUCCUGGUCAGCAGAGAGCUAAGGUUGCACAAUUGUCUAAAUUUGGACGACCGGCUAAAAUGCGAAGCUCGUCAUGGUGGAUCCGAUUUUUCUUCCAGUCCAACUUAGAAGAGAACGAAGCCGCGACCAAGAAGUUUGAUCAGGAUGCCUCCAAGAGAUCAUACAAGCCAAACUGUCAAGUCUUCCACCUCAAACCUUUGCAUUAGUAGGAACGUAUACCAAAAAAAAAACUAAGUUAUCUGUGUUUUUUUUAUACAUGCGCUUUUACAUUUAAAGCAAUAGAUCAAAUCCUUCCAAAAAAUUCACCCCCCGCGUAGCAGAUCCUCGUUGUAUUUCGUGUGAUAUAUUUUUGACAUUGAAUAUUGUACUCUGCCACCUAUUUAUCAAAUAUUUUCAUAUUCA